This is a messenger RNA of Punctularia strigosozonata HHB-11173 SS5, 303 nucleotides long. RefSeq lists its product as uncharacterized. The transcript is spliced from 2 exons. The record is from RefSeq and is a predicted model, not a curated record. Lineage: Eukaryota; Fungi; Basidiomycota; Agaricomycetes; Corticiales; Punctulariaceae. Bases 1 to 303 code for a protein of 100 amino acids.
AUGUGGAACGCAGGAGCUGGUCAUCUGAUAAGUCCUGCAUCAGAUCAUCCAGUUCGUGUUGGAACCGUCUCCUUAAUUCGGAAGUCGAAACCAGCGCACUCAGGUGUUUGUCCUGAUGCGCCUGAGGCCCUGCGCUACGCUGAAGACCUCGGUAUCGUUGAGGAUGGCGAGUGCACGUUGCGCAGGCGCGAGCAGCGGAUUUACGCCAGGAUACGUGGUCCGCCAGGCGGUAACGCAAAAACUUGUGAGAUGCUCUACACAGCGAAGCUGGCGAAGCAGAUCGCGAAAUUUGUCGCCAAGUAG